AUGGCCUUUGGUGUAAACCCUUCAUCAUCACAAGAGGAUUUCAAAAAGAAGCAGGAGGAGGAGCAGGAGGCCGCAGGUGGCGAUGUCCCCGAGAAUGUGUACUUCAUGAAGCAGUUCGUGGGCAACGCUUGUGGCACGGUGGCUUUGAUCCACGCUGUGGCCAACAACCGGGACAGGAUCCAGCUGUCUGACGGUGCCUUGAAGGAGUUCCUAGACAAGACAGAAUCCAUGAACCCUGAGGACAGAGGCCAUGCCCUGGAGGGUGACGAUGGCAUCUCCAAAGCUCAUGAGGAGUCUGCACAGGAGGGCCAGACUGAGGCCCCUGACCGCGAAGCCCAAGUCAACGAACACUUUGUUGCCUUUGUACACAAGGAUGGGAAGCUUUACGAAUUUGAUGGACGCAGGAAGUUCCCCAUUACCCACGGAGAUGCCUCUGCAGACUCUGUUCUUGCUGAUGCUGCCAAGGUCUGCCGCCAGUACAUGGACCGGGACCCUGAUGAGUCUCGCUUUGCUGUGGUGGCUCUGGCCUGCACUGAAUAAGACACCCCUCUACCUGUAGCUGUAUUUAUGUGAAAGGGAGUCUCAUCUAAACUUUAUUUUCCUGCCUUAUGUGCUAUUCAGUUGGCUGUUUUUUCUGUUAUUUUUCUUGAUUUCUUUGGGGCAUUAAUGAGAAACCACCAGAAGCCAGCUAUUGUUUGCUAGUCAGACAGCUAACUGUGGACCAAAAUGUUGCUCAAAAUUAUAAGACAGGUUGUGUUCAUACUUAAUGGAGCAGGAAGUGGCAUGGCUCUGUAGUGGUGGGACAGUCAAGGCCGACCAACAUCUACCCAUGUCUUGGUGACCCUGCCACUGUAGAGCCAGUUGUCGUGCUGGAGGAACAGGUGAAACGGAUUGCAGCUGCUGUUGUGGUAACGAGUUCAUUAGUCCUCAAGUGGUUAUGUAAUUCAUUCUAAAAACAGCCAUUCCCCAAAUGAAAACUUGUAUAACAUGAGUACAGAUAUUGAUAAGGAAGUUUUUUCUUCUGGUAUAUUAAAAAACAUUAUUAGUUCCAACAAAGUACUGUUGAGCAUUCCUGUUUUUUUUUUUUUUUUAUAAAAAGUAUUUUGUUUGUUUCCUUUAUGGAAAUAUAUUCCUUUAUGGAAAUAUAAAGCAAGUAUUUUGUUUCCCUUAUGAAGUUUGUUUUCUUAUAAUUUUGAGAAAUUCCUUCAGAUUGAUAUGUUAAGAUAAUACAUCAUGAGCACUUGAUGUGAUGUGAUAUUGUAUACCCAUUGUAUCUUAACUAACUUAUGGCUGAACAUAUUAGCUUUGUUCCUAGUCAGUCUUCAGCUAAAUCUUUCACUGAGUGGAGCUUCAUAUACAUAGAAUUAUGGCUUAAGUAAAAUUUACUAAUUUGUUGUCACAAGGAAUAUUAAUUUCAUAAUGAAGUCAAAAUUGUCUGUGGUCACCUGUCCAUCUGCUAACAAGAUGUAAAGCAAAAUUUACUGUACUGUGUCAUUGGCUGUAUAAUUUUCAAUAAAGUAAAUUUCUUACGAA
This is a messenger RNA of Scylla paramamosain (green mud crab), 1533 nucleotides long. It is a transcript of the gene Uch, whose product is annotated as ubiquitin carboxyl-terminal hydrolase isozyme L3-like. NCBI's taxonomy places the organism in Eukaryota, Metazoa, Arthropoda, Malacostraca, Decapoda, Portunidae. Gene Ontology annotation, cellular component: cytoplasm. Gene Ontology annotation, biological process: ubiquitin-dependent protein catabolic process; protein deubiquitination. The record is from RefSeq and is a predicted model, not a curated record. Bases 1 to 540 code for a protein of 179 amino acids. Gene Ontology annotation, molecular function: cysteine-type deubiquitinase activity. The transcript has 6 exons.